Molecule: messenger RNA, 504 nt
Organism: Penicillium cataractarum
Lineage: Eukaryota; Fungi; Ascomycota; Eurotiomycetes; Eurotiales; Aspergillaceae
Exons: 1
Coding region: 1-504 (167 amino acids)
Source: RefSeq, a predicted model, not a curated record
AUGACCACCCUUACUCUCCAAGAUUUCCUAACCUACAUCCACGCCUUCAACGCCCAAAACUACACCCUCCAACACACAUUCUACCACCGCACCGUCUCCCUCACCCUCCCGGACCCAGAUAUCCCCCCUCUCAAAAGCUCCCCUGCAAUCCAAUCGCACUACGACACUAUCCACGCACUAGCCCACGAAACAGUCGUGCCCAUGAUCGUCCUCAUCGACGCCAACCGAGUCUUCUUCAGUAUGGAGGCGUACUUCCAGUACCGGAUUGACACGGACAAUGCAGUACAUGGGUAUAGUGUGAAAGCAGGCGAUGUGAUUCGGGUUAAGGUCUGGGCUGUUUAUGAGAUUGUUGAGGGGAAGAUGGGGGCCAUUGUUUGCUGUGCGGUUGGUGAUGAGUGUUUGGGGAAAGUGGAGAUUGGGGAUGUUGUUGCGGAGAGUUGGGGGAGGGCGGAUGAGAGUGUUCGAAGUGUUUGGGAGAGGGAGUUUGGGGAAGGGAUUUUUUGA